This is a messenger RNA of Juglans microcarpa x Juglans regia, 483 nucleotides long. RefSeq lists its product as uncharacterized. The transcript has 2 exons. Gene Ontology annotation, cellular component: chloroplast. The record is from RefSeq and is a predicted model, not a curated record. Lineage: Eukaryota; Viridiplantae; Streptophyta; Magnoliopsida; Fagales; Juglandaceae. Bases 1 to 483 code for a protein of 160 amino acids.
AUGCCUGUGGAGUUUGGACUUUUGGAGAGUGGGUUUGAUGAGAGAACCGGGAUAGUUCAUGCAAAUGGAAUUAAAGACUUGAGUGCAACUUGCAAGGUGUUUGAUGAAAUGUCGAAUAAGAGUAGAAGUGGGUUCAAUAGAGGUCAAACGGUCUAUCAUGAAAUUUAUAGCCCUUGGACCAUUGAUCCCUUUGAUGCUCGAGAGGUUGUUUUAUAUAGCAUGGGGUUAGAGAUUGCUGCCUUGUCAUUUGUUUUUGCUGCAUUAGCUUCCCUUUUACUUGAAAACUUUAUGUCAAGUGAUAUUAUCAAGCAAAAUCUUGAUCUCUUUUACACAGUUGAUGCUGGUGGGUUGGGUUUGUUUUUAUUUUUCAUUCACAUUUAUAUUAAUGAGAUUAAGCGCACACUUCAAGCACUGUGGGGACUUGGAGCUAUUGGAUCUUUGGCAACUUACACGGUUAUUGCUCUUUUGGCCACUAUGCCUUAG